Nothoprocta perdicaria is the source of this 800-nucleotide messenger RNA. It is a transcript of the gene TSPAN32, whose product is annotated as tetraspanin 32. Bases 72 to 800 code for a protein of 242 amino acids. Gene Ontology annotation, cellular component: membrane. The transcript has 8 exons. The record is from RefSeq and is a predicted model, not a curated record. NCBI's taxonomy places the organism in Eukaryota, Metazoa, Chordata, Aves, Tinamiformes, Tinamidae.
CCCCAGUUGGGCUGGAGCCCCGGCCUUAUCAAGAGCUGUGGGGAGCCACCACCGAGGCAGCGAAGCCGCCCAUGGGGCCCACGUGCGGGAUGAGGACCACCAAGUGCCAGCUGCUGGCCACCAGCCUCUGCGCCAUGCUGCUGGGGCUGUCAAUUGCUGCAUUGAGCACAGUCACUCGCUUCGGGCCCCACUUCACCCUUAUCAGCAACAUUGCUUUUGAGAGCAACUCCUACAAAGUUAUCCACAACACAGCUUUCUAYGUCGGGAUGUAUCUCAGCAUGAUCCUGCUCCUGGCCGCCCUGCUCAGCUCUGUCGCCACCAUGCGGGAAUCGGAGUGUCUCACCGCCAUGGGAUUUCUGUGUUUUGCUCUUGCCUUUUGCGGAUUGAUACCAGCUGCCUUUUGGAGAUACACUCACAGGACAGAGGUGGAAGACRGCAUGAUGGACGUCUAUGACUUCGUGUACGAGGAGGUGAGGAGGAAUGCCUCCAGCUUCAGGAGGCAGGAGCUGGCUGCCAUCCAUGAAACAUUCCUGUGCUGCGGGAAGCGYUCCCCCUUCGGAGAAACGGGACAUGUGGAGCGCAGGACGUGCCCGCCAGGCCGCCCCGAGGCAGUGGAAGAGGAUUGCCUCCGAGAGAUCCAGGACUUCCUGAAGAAGCACAUGGGCUUUGUCUCAGCGCUGCUGGCCGUCGCCAUCUGUUUCGUGGUUUAUGGGAUGAUUCUGACUUCAUUCUUCUGCUUCUCCAUCCACUUCAGCAACAACCUCGACCGGAAAGGCAAAUACACCCUGCGAGAAAGGUAG